AUGAUGGAGUCUCCGAGCCCCCUGCUGCGCCGGUACCGCAGCGAUCGCCGGAAGCUCCUCGAGUUCCUGCUGUCGUCGACCCUCGUCAGCGGGAUCAAAACUCCGGCGGGGCCCACGGCCUCCUUUUCCGACAUCAAUUUUGAUUCUGUCAGCGCCGAUUACCUUCUUGAAUGCAUUCAAUCCGCAGGUCGUGUGUUUGAUGUUUCUGAAGCAACAAAGAGAUAUUAUGACGAGUCUUCACAUCCAAUAAUGUGUCAUUUGCAGUCUGGAGAUUGUUUUUAUCUUCAUUCGGUUUCAGAAUCAGCUGGAUCCCCACCUAAUCAUUUUCCUCCAUCAAUCCCAACGAACCAAAGGGAUUUUGUUCAGUCCCACAAGCCCCAGGGGUUGAAGUAUACAGCUGGUGAUGAAUCAUUCAGAUCCAUUCAAGAAACUAGGAUUGACCGCCAAGUAGUAGAUGAUCAAGAUGUGCAGAAUAGAAGUAUGCUUUCAGUUGGAUUACCAAAUCUUAAAACAGGUUUACUGGAUGAUGACUUACGAGAAUCUGCUUAUGAAGUGCUCCUUGCAUGUAUGCUAUUUACCGGGGUAGAAAUCUACACAAUUGAAGGUAAUAGAAAGAGGGAAAAGAGCUCCAAGUUUCUAGCUGGGUUAAAGAGUAGAAAAGAUAAACGACAUAUAGAAUCUGAACCACCUCAACCUACUGAAAAACAUUUGAAGCUCCUGGAUAUAGUUCGCGUACAAAUGCAGAUUUCAGAAGCUGCAGAUACAUUUAUAAGGCGAAGGUUGACACAAUUUGCAAUGGGGAGAUCUUGCGGACAAAUUGAUAUUCCACAGUUAUCAUUGGUGCUUUUGACUGGUUUAUCAAAAUUCGAUCUUCCAAGCGAGAAAUCAUACCAUCAUUGGAAGCACAGACAAGCCAAUCUUCUGGAAGAACUAGUUUCUUCUCAUCAUAAGAAGACCGAAAAACAGAUGAUCAAGGCUGCACUUGCUAAAAUCAGAAACCCGGAGGAAUGGGAUGUUAAGAUGUCUCCUUCUGAUAGAAAUGCUGUUCUUUUAAGUAUUCGACAAGUUGCUCUGGCAUUUUCAUCUAAGCCCGGACAAUUUAUGAUGGAGGGAGAAACAUACUACUGGACUGCUGCUUAUCAUUUGAACAUGAGACUCUACGAAAAGCUACUCUUUGGUGUGUUCGACAUUCUGGAAGAUGGCCAACUAAUAGAGGAAGCAGAAGAAAUCUUGAAGUUGUUGAAGAUGACAUGGUCAGUGCUGGGCAUUACAGAGAGACUCCAUCAUGCAUUAUUUGCCUGGGUGCUUUUCCAACAGUUUGUUGCGACCGAAGAGGCAGUACUAUUGGACUAUGCAGUUCAUGAAGUCGAGAAGGUUUUGUCUGGUGAAGGUCACAAUGACAAAGAAAUGGCUUACAUGAACAGCUUGACAUGUUCCACUAGUGGCAAUGCAAAUAGAUUGAAUCUGCUUCAAUCUAUUUUUUUGUCAACUAGCACAUGGUGCGACAAUAAAUUGCUGGAUUAUCAUCUACAUUUUAGUCAGAAACCGUCGUUCUUCGAGAAAGUGUUGACAAUUGGUUUGUCUACUGGGAUAAAAGGUUUUGUUCCUCUUGGAAAUAUCCAGUUUACAGGAUCUUGCCAUCCUAAUGAGGCUGCUGCUAGAAAGAUCAGAUUGUAUGUAGAGAAAACUAUGGAUGCUGCAUGCAAUAGGGCAAUCGGUCUUUCAACUAAAGGGUCUGGAAAAGAUAAGAUACAUCCACUGGCUGUACUUGCUAGUGAACUAAGAUUAGUUGCUGAGAAAGACCUCUCUGUAUUUAGCCCAAUUCUUCGACGUUGGAAUCCUGAUUGUACUAUGGUCUCAGCCAAAAUAUUGCAUCAAUUUUAUGGUGAAAGAUUGACACCAUUUAUCAAUGAUAUCACAUGCCUCACCGAGGGUGUCAGAGAAGUGCUUCCUGCAGCUUAUGCAUUGGAAAACUGGCUUAUUAAACUUUAUUCAUCAUCUUGUGAAGAAAGCCAUUCUCAUUAUGGCCCAGAAUUGGAGCGUUAUCCGAUUGCUGAAAUUUCCAAGUCUGUCGUACUUGACUGGGUAGUUUCACAACAGGAAAGAAUUCUAGAAUGGGUUGGACGUGCUUUUGACCUCGAGAACUGGGAACCUUUAUCGGCUCAGAAAAAACAGGCAGCUUCAGCAGUUGAAGUGUUUAGGAUCAUAGAAGAGACAGUGGAUCAAUUUUUCGACUGGAGUAUCCCAAUGGACAUCACUCAUUUGCAAGCUCUGUUAUCUAUAAUUUUUCACAGCCUGAACACGUAUUUGUUGAAAGUGGAUAGCCAGUCAGUUCUAAGGCAUAAAUUGUAUCCUUCUGCUCCUCCGCUGACUCGUUACAAGGAAGCGACAUUUCCUAUUCUCAAGAAAAAGGUGGCAGAGAGUUCGGUCAUAGAUAAUGAAAUAUACAAAAAUUUGGAAGAACUGACAGCUUCCAAGCUAUGUGUUAGACUGAACACUUAUCAAUAUAUCAAAAAACAAGUUGAUGUACUUGAAGACGGCAUCAGGAAGUCAUGGAAAUCCAUCGCAUCAUAUCAAAUGGACAGACAGUCAACAGAUAACAUUCCUGAGACACCAGAGACAAAAGAUGUGAAUGGUGAAUCAGUUUCUGAGCUUUUCGUUGCAACACUGGACAUCAUCCGGGAUUCUGCUGCUGAUGCCAUUAGAAAGACUAGUGAUUUUCUCGGAACUAGAAUUGUGUUCUGGGACAUGAGGGAUUCAUUCUUGUCAUACUUGUAUCAUAGCAGUGUCGAGGGCAAUCGCUUGGAUAAUGUACUUCCAGAAUUUGAUAAAGUCCUCAAUAAUGUAUGUAGAUUGAUCGACGAUUCAAUCAGAGAUCCAGUGGUAUCAAGCAUUUGGAAGGAAGCAAUGGAAGGAUUUAUGUGGGUGUUGCUUGAUGGAGGCCCGUCACGUGCUUUUUCAGAUACAGAUGUUACACUGAUUGAAGAAGAUUUCAAUAUGUUAAAGGAUAUGUUUGUAGCUGAAGGGGAAGGCCUUCCUCGUUCAUUGGUGGAGAAGGAAGCAAAAUCUUAUCAUAAAAUUCUGAGCUUGUUUUCCCUUCAGACUGAAUCAUUGAUCCAGAUGUUGAUGGCAUCAAGUGAGCAUAUUUCAGUUGGUGUGACCAGUUAUAAAGGUGGUCAACGGUAUAAAGGUGAUGCCCACACUUUAAUACGAGUACUGUGCCACAAGAAAGAUAGCGAAGCCUCAAAGUUCUUAAAACGGCAAUAUCGGCUUCCAUCAUCGUCUGAUUAUGAUGAGAGUGCAGAGGAGAAUUCAUCAAGUUUCGGUUCACCACUUGUAGCUGAUCUCCUGAAAAGAAGCGCUUCUUUUCGUUGGUCUGAGAAAGGUCAGAGCAGCUUCAGAUCCAUUACUAAGAGAUUUCAAGAGGCCAAAUGGAGAUAA
Striga hermonthica is the source of this 3441-nucleotide messenger RNA. The record is from the annotation of a GenBank genome assembly. NCBI's taxonomy places the organism in Eukaryota, Viridiplantae, Streptophyta, Magnoliopsida, Lamiales, Orobanchaceae.